AAGGGGGCGGGAUUUGUGACCUGGCGCGCAAAUUCAAAGAGAGGGAACUGGAGGAAGAGGAAGCAGAGCUGGUGUGAAUUCUGGGUUGUUGUUGUUCCUGAGUCGCCGCAGGAGGAGCCAUGCAGCGUGCAACAUCUCCCGGGCCCAGUUCUAGGAGAACCCCUUCAACACCUUCACGUCGAGGCUCAGGGAGAUCUCCAGGCCGAGGCUCAGGGAGAUCUCCAGGCCGAGGCACGGGGAGAUCUUCAGGUCAAGGGGCAAGGAGAUCUCCGCGCCGAGGCCAGUCCCCUAGACAAUCUCCUCAUCGGUCUCGCCGGCAACAGCCCGCUGCGGAAGGGAGAGCCCCACGGCGUCGGCGAAGAUACCGACCUGGCCAGCUUGCCAUGAUACAGAUCCGGAAAUUUCAGAAGAGCACCAACCUGCUCAUUCCGAAGUUGCCUUUUGGCCGUGUGGUACGUGAGAUCUGCCUAGAUUUCACCCGGGGGCUUGACAUGCAUUGGCAGGCAAUGGCGUUGCUUGCGUUACAGGAGGCGGCCGAAGCUUUCCUGGUGCACCUCAUGGAGGAUGCCCACCUCUGCGCCAUCCACGCCAAGCGCGUCACCCUCUUCCCCAAAGAUAUACAGUUAGCUCGGCGGAUCCGUGGAAUCCAAGAGGGCUUGGGCUAGUUCCUUUGAUGAUGCCUCUUCGGGGACCUGGAAAGCCACGAGGAACAUCUCAUAUAAUGGCACCGACUUCUGAGGAACAUUUUCCAGACUUGGGCCUGGAAAUACCCAAGAAGCUUUGGUUCCGGUCUCUUCCUAGCGUUGGUGGAAUGGAUAGGUGCAAUUUUGCCAUUAAACACUUAAAUGUGUUUGAGGAUUUUAAAAGUUGAAAUGUUAUAUUGUCCUUGGAUUUUUCCACAAGCUGCUCUGUGUCACCAUGCAUUCCUUUCCGGUGGUCAUUACCUAAUCCAUGUCUUCCUCUUGGGAAUGCUGGUUACUUCAUUAUUUCAAGCCUUUCACUCAAAUGGAGAAAAUAGUGGGAGAGGGGAAACUCUCCGUUAUUAGAAGGGGAGAAAGCAAAGCUGCCUCGUGCUUUUUUCCCUGCUGGAAGUUACAAUCUGUUCAAAAAUCCCAAUGAGUUUGAAGUUUUAUUGGUGGUUUUUACUCUUUCAUAAACAGAAAAAAGCAUCAAUUAGGUGUCCGGAAGAGCAAGAGACUUGGAUCAUGCAAACCAUACGAGUAUAUGUCAAAUGUUGAUUUUAAAUACAGAAAGUUAAAUAAAACGGGUUUGAAUAUUUUUA
Molecule: messenger RNA, 1282 nt
Organism: Anolis sagrei ordinatus
Lineage: Eukaryota; Metazoa; Chordata; Lepidosauria; Squamata; Anolidae
Gene: CENPA
Product: centromere protein A
Cellular component (GO): nucleosome
Molecular function (GO): DNA binding; structural constituent of chromatin; protein heterodimerization activity
Source: RefSeq, a predicted model, not a curated record